GGAAUACUGCAGAAAAUAAUUAUUGGAGAUAUGGAGCUUAGAUUUAUGUUCGUGUUGUCGUUAUGGAUCACGACAGCACAUUCAAUGUACAAAAUUGGUAUCGGAAUUGCAGAUGUAACUGGGCCUGCAGCAGGCGUUACUUUUUUGGGAUACGGAAAAGUGGAACAAAGUGGAGAGGGAAUCCAUUUGCGACAAUUUUCUAGAGCAUUUUUAAUUGAAGAUUCGACAUCUAGAGUAGCAUUUGUCAGCAUCGAUUCUGCAAUGAUGGGUGACCAUAUAAAGAAAGAUGUACUGAAAAAAUUGAAUGAGAAGCUACCGGGAUUGUACGACACGAAUAACCUCAUGCUUUCAUCAACACACACACAUUCGACGCCGGGAGGUUAUAUGUUACAUAUGCUGUUUGACUUAAGCACCUGGGGUUAUGUUCAACAAACCUUAAACUGUUUAGUAAAAGGUAUUACAUUGAGUAUUCUACGAGCCCACGACAAAUUAGAUUAUGGACGUGUAUUUGUUAAUAAAGGUGAACUAAAUGGAAUAUCGAUAAAUAGAAGUCCUCAGUCAUAUUUAUUAAAUCCAGAAGCCGAACGUGCGCAAUACGCACAUAACGUUGAUAAGACUAUGGUACAGCUGAAGUUUGAGAGCGAGUCUGGUAUGCCGUUGGGCGUGAUAAACUGGUACGCGGUGCAUGCAACUAGCAUGAACAACACCAACAGGCUCAUUUCAUCGGACAAUGUCGGAUACGCAUCGGUGUUGUUCGAGCAAAAGAUGAACCCCGAAAAUUUUAUAGGCAAAGGACGUUUUGUCGCAGCGUUCGCUUCGUCCAACUUGGGAGACGUAACUCCCAACAUCAAAGGUCCUCGGUGCCAGAAAUCGGGAAAGCUCUGCGAUAUUCCAGGACCUUCGUGUGACGCUAAUGAAUUGUGCGUGGCAUCCGGACCGGGCGACGACAUGAAAGAGAGCACUAGAAUAAUAGCCCAACGGCUGUUCGACAGAGCGUAUGAACUGAUGGUUGAAAAACCUAUCAUCGAGAUCAAAGGACCGAUUAAAGCGGUACACCAAUUUAUAGACAUGACCACUGAAGAAGUAGACUAUAAGAUACCUGGAGGAGAUACGAUCAAAAGAAAAGGAUGUAAGCCAGCGAUGGGCCAUACGUUUUCAUCAGGUACCACCGACGGACCGGGCUUAUUCUCAUUUGAAGCCGGUUCCAAAUCCUCGAACAAUCCUCUAUGGGAUAUAGUGACGAACUUCGUGCCCAAGCCUAGUCCAGAACAAGUUAAAUGCCACGAAGAAAAAUCAAUUUUGAUAUCGACUGGAGAAUUUAAUUAUCCGUUGGCUUGGUCACCAAAAAUAGUUUCCACUCAAUUAGCUGUUAUUGGACAGUUGAUUAUUGCUUGUGUCCCGGGCGAGUUCACAACUAUGUCGGGGAGACGCGUAAGAAAAGCUAUCCACGAAGUCCUCUGUAAAAACUCUUGGUGUACUAUAGUGAUUGCGGGACUUUGCAAUACAUAUAGCGAUUACAUAACCACACCUGAAGAAUACAAGUUACAGCGUUAUGAAGGUGCUUCAACGUUGUUUGGACCUAACACGUUGCCUAUUUACCUUAAACAGUAUUCAAAACUUGCAAAAACAUUGUUGAACGAUAACAACAAACUGGACCCUGGGCCUGAACCGGUUGACCUGAGACUCAAUGCGUGGUCGUUACUGUCGACCCCAAUGUACGACACUCCGCUGUCUCAACACAAUUAUGGCGAUUGUAUCGAACAACCACCGUUCUCGGCCGUAUGGGGUCAAACGGUAAAAGCGAAAUUUGUGUCCGCCAAUCCCAGAAACAAUCCCAUGUUAGAAAUGACGUUUUUGACAGUUGAACGACUUACAGAUGAUUUCAAAUGGGACGUCGUCGCCACAGACGCUAACUGGGAAACCGAAUUCAUAUGGAAAACAGUUUCAUGGCUUUGGGCUAACAGCGUAGCAGAUAUUAAAUGGACAAUACCUGAAAACACUACACCAGGGCUCUACCGCAUUAGACACUUUGGAUAUUUUAAAAACUUUGGAGGGGGUGGACUCAGGAGAUACUUCGGCACUUCGGAAACCUUCAAAGUGACAGAGAAAUAGUGCACAAGUCCAUUUUAUUUCAAAACACAGAUACAUCAUUAUUUUUUUUCCAUUUUAUCUUAGAGUGUUUGGUAUCAGUUCCUGGCUAUAAUAUUGUUAAGAUACAAAACCUACUUAGUUCACUCCAAAAGUCGAUUUUGAUUUAUAUAUUAUAAUUUGUUGAUGAUAUUAUAGUACGAAUAUCGCA
Messenger RNA from Melanaphis sacchari, 2299 nucleotides. It is a transcript of the gene CDase, whose product is annotated as neutral ceramidase. The coding region runs from base 31 to 2112 and encodes 693 amino acids. The record is from RefSeq and is a predicted model, not a curated record. Gene Ontology annotation, cellular component: extracellular region. Gene Ontology annotation, molecular function: N-acylsphingosine amidohydrolase activity. Lineage: Eukaryota; Metazoa; Arthropoda; Insecta; Hemiptera; Aphididae. Gene Ontology annotation, biological process: long-chain fatty acid biosynthetic process; ceramide catabolic process; sphingosine biosynthetic process. The transcript is spliced from 12 exons.